Molecule: messenger RNA, 2148 nt
Organism: Acanthosepion pharaonis
Lineage: Eukaryota; Metazoa; Mollusca; Cephalopoda; Sepiida; Sepiidae
Source: the annotation of a GenBank genome assembly
AUGUCUAUUUCUAUACCUAUCUCUCUAUUUCCGUAUCUAUCUAUCUACGUAUCUCUCUAUCUAUCUACCUAUCUCUGUAUCUAUCUACCUAUCUAUUUCCGUAUCUAUCUGUCUAUUUCCAUAUAUAUCUAUUUCCAUAUAUAUAUCUAUCUGUCUAUUUCCAUAUCUAUCUAUUUCCGUAUCUAUCUAUCUACAUUUUCAUUCAUAUCUUCAGUCUCUUCUUUCCUUCCACCUUUUCAUUACUGUCCUCUCUCUCUCUCUCUUCUCUCUCUCUCUCUCUCUCUCUACUUAUGUAUCUUUCUCUUUCUAUGUAUCCUCCUCUCUGUCUCUCUCCCUUUAUAUCUCACUCCCUCCCUCUCUACUUUUCGCUCUUUCUCUCUAUAUAUGUAUGUAUCUCGUUUUCUCCCUGAUUUUCAAGCUUGUCAUUUCUCUGUUUCUAUCUCUUUUCGUCAUUUCUCCCUUUCUCGCACAUUUUUUGCCACUUUCAUUCCCAUUUUCUCUCUUUCGAUCUCUCGCUUUCUCUCUCUUUCUUUCUCUGUCUUUCUCUCUCUCUCUCCCACUGUCUUUCUCUCUCUCUUCCUCACUUUCAUUCGCGUUUUCCCUCUCUCACAUUUUUGUAUCAUUCCCGACAUUCCAUUCUUUUGUAUAUUUUUAUACAUUGUCCUUCUCCCAUUGUCAUCCUUUUCUUUUUGUCGUUUCAUUGUGUCUUUCAUUCGCAUCUUCGGUCUCUACUUUCCUUUCUCUUUUUCAUUUCUUCCCCCCCCUCUCUCUCUCUCGUUCUCUAUCUAUCUAUCUAUCUAUCUAUCUAUCUAUCUAUCUCUAUUUCUCCUUCACUCACUUUCUCACACGCACACAUGCUUUCUCUCUCUCUUCUUUUCUCUCUCUUUCUGUCUCUCACUCCCUCUCCGUCUACCUAUAUUUUCAAGCUUGUCAUUUCUCUUGGCAUCUUUCCACCUCUUUUCCAAAUUUCUCGUUGUUUUUCCCGUUUUCAUUCCCAUUCUGUCUCCUCCCUCUCUCUCUCUCUCCCUCUAUCUAUCUAUCUAUCUAUCUAUUUCUCCUUCUCUCUCCUUUUUCUCACCCACACAUGAUUUCUCUCUCUCUUUUUUUCUCUCUCCUUCUGUCUCUCAUUCUCUCUCUCUCUACCUAUGUAAUUCUCCUUUCUAUCUAUGUAUCUCUCUCUCUUUCUCAAUUUUUCAAGCUUGUCAUUUCUCUUGGCAUCUUUCCCACCUCUUUUCCAAAUUUCUCGCUUUUUUUUCAUUUUCCAUUCCCAUUCUCUCUCCUAUCUAUCUCUCUCUCUCUCUCUCUCUCUCUCUCUCUCUCAUCUAUCUAUCUAUCUAUCUAUCUAUUUCUAUUUCUCUCUCUUUCUCACACACACAGAUGCUUUCUCUCUCUCUUUUUUCUCUCUCUUUCUGUCUCUCCUCCCUCUCUGUCUACCUAUGUAAUUCUCACUUUCUAUCUAUGUAUCUCUCUCUUUCUCUUUCUCUUUCUCACUCUCUCUCCCACACGCCCUCUCUAUAUAUACCUAUAUUUUCAAGCUUGUCAUCUCUCUUGGCUUCUUUCCACCUUUCCAAAUUUCUCGUUGUUUUUUCCAGUUUUCAUUCUCUUCUCCCCUCUCUCUCUCUCCCCUCUCUCUCUCUCAUCUCUCUCUCUCUCUCUCUCUCUCUCUCUCUCUCUUCUCCCAUUGCCAAUUCUCAACAUUCCUCUUUCUUUCUCUCUACCAUUAUCAUUCCGGCCCUACCUGUCAAUCAUUUUCGCUCUUCCUCUGUUCCCUCCCUCUCGCUUUCUCUGUUUCUCUUCAUCUUUAUCCCUUUUUUCCAUAACUUGAAUUCACUUCCUCCCUUAUUACAGCAGCAAGCGGAGCUUUCAUUCUCACUGUCCACCCCCCCUCUCUCUCUCUCUCUCUCUCUCUCUAUCUAUCUAUCUAUCUAUCUCUAUCUCUAUCUAUCUGGUCGACUGCUUGUCAACUCCAUCCAGCUCCAAGACUUCGACUUAGUGCAUAAACAGUGCGUAAACAUGAAACCGGUCCUUCCCCCCCUCUCUCUCUCUCUCUCUCUAUCUAUCUAUCUAUCUAUCUAUCUUUCUCCGGCCAGUCAAAUCACACCACGUUGCGUCAUUAUUCUCAUUCGCGUCGCUGUGUACAAAAAAUAA